AGAUUGCCACUACUUCUACCGUAGCGCUUUGCGCCUCUUGUCCAUUUGCACAUUCGUCUGCCCUCUACACGCCUAACUAACUGCUUCUCAUGGCAGCUCGCACUUUUUCCACACCAAGUUCGUUGAACGAGUCCUUGGCAACCGCCGCCGCCAUGACGGGCAGCGAAGCCGACUCCGCAGCACGCUCUGUGGCCUCGGCGAGGGACAGUACGCAAUCCUUCCCUUCUGAGGCAAAGGACCCCUUGAAGUAUAGCGGUGCCAACGACUCUAAACCGGGCAUCACCUUUGCUCACGAAGGGAAGCUCCCGAGGCUACCCAUUCCGGAAUUGGAGAGUACAUGCAACAAGUAUCUUGCUGCACUGAAGCCUCUGCAGAGUCCGCGCGAGCACAAUGAAACCGUAGUGGCUGUCAACGAGUUUCUCAAGCACGACGGUCCGGCAUUGCAAGAGAAGCUAAAGAAGUAUGCAGCAGACAAGGGAAACUACAUUGAGCAGUUUUGGUACGAUUCCUAUCUGAACUUCGACAAUCCCGUGGUGCUCAAUCUGAAUCCCUUCUUUUUACUCGAGGACGACCCCACCCCAGCCCGCAACAAUCAAGUCAACCGCGCAGCUUCUCUCGUAGUCUCAGCACUGUCGUUUGUUCGCGCCGUGCGACGAGAGGAGUUGCCCCCAGACACGGUUCGUGGCACGCCGCUUUGCAUGUACCAGUACUCUAGGCUGUUUGGUACCGCGAGAAUUCCUACCGAACACGGCUGCCAGAUUGGGCAAGAUCCCACCUCCAAGCACAUCGUCGUCCUUUGCGAAGGCCAGUUCUAUUGGUUCGACGUUCUUGACGACAACUCGGACCUCAUCAUGACCGAGAAGGACAUUGCGCUCAAUCUCCAAGUCAUCAUCGAGGACGCGGAAACGAUUCCCAUCCAGGAUGCUGCUAAGAGUUCCUUGGGAGUGCUGACUACGGAAAACCGGAAGGUAUGGUCCGGACUUCGCGACCUCUUGCACAGGGAGGAGGGCUCCAACAAUUCCGAUUGCCUCAACAUUGUCGAUUCUGCCUUGUUCGUGCUCUGUCUCGACUACACUGAGCCGCAGACCGAGGCCGACCUGUGCAUGAACAUGCUGUGCGGAACCAGCAAGAUCGAAAGGGGAGUCCAAGUGGGCACAUGCACGAACCGGUGGUACGACAAGCUGCAAAUCAUCGUGUGCAAAAACGGAAGUGCAGGCAUCAACUUUGAACACACUGGCGUCGACGGCCACACCGUGCUCCGCUUCGCCUCGGACUUGUAUACGGACACCAUUCUGCGCUUUGCGAAAACCAUCAACGGAGGCGCGCCCAGUCUGUGGGCAACGAGCAGCCCGGACCCGGCCAAGCGGGAUCCCGAUAGCUUUGGAGAGGUACAGACUACCCCCCACAAGCUGGAAUGGGACAUGAUUCCGGAGCUCGUAACUGCUCUCCGCUUUGCAGAGACGCGCCUGGCCGACCUGAUUCAGCAGAACGAGUUUGCAACGCUAGACUUCUCCGCCUAUGGCAAGAACUUUAUGACGAGCAUGGGCUUCUCGCCGGAUGCCUUUGUGCAAAUGGCUUUUCAAGCCGCCUACUACGGCCUCUAUGGCCGCAUGGAGUGCGUCUAUGAGCCUGCUAUGACCAAGUUUUUCCACCACGGACGCACCGAGGCAAUUCGUAGCGUCACUGAAGAAUCAGUCGAGUUUGUAAAGACGUUUUGGGGAGACAACCCCCCGGGCCAAAAGGUGGAAGCACUCCGCAAGGCUUGCCAAAAGCACACGGAGAACACGAAAGUUUCGGCCAAGGCGCAAGGCUGCGACCGUCACCUGUACGCCCUCUACUGCAUCUGGCAGCGAGCCAUCGACCAGGUGACCCACGACAUGGAAAGCACUGACGGGUACGAUUCGACACGCACUUCAAGUUCUGACGCUUCGGCCAAGCGAACCGGGACUUUCCACCGCGACUCAAUCGUAUCCGAAUCGGGGUCGGUCAUGUCUGCCACUGCCGCUGUGCAGCAUACGAUGCCCGCCCUCUUCGCCGACUCUGGAUGGGACAAGCUCAACACAACCAUCCUCUCCACCAGCAACUGCGGCAAUCCAUCCCUAAGACAAUUCGGCUUUGGGCCAACGGCCGCAGAUGGAUUCGGCAUUGGCUACAUCAUCAAGGACGGCAGCAUCUCCAUCUGUGCGUCGUCAAAGCAUAGGCAAACGGGGCGCUUCAUCGAUGCGUUGGAAGCCUAUCUCCUCGAGAUGCGCAGGCUUCUUCGACUGGUCAAGCGUCGCGGAACGUCCGUUGACAAGAAUGCCACAAGAGCGCGAGAGCUCGAGAACCGUCCCAAGCCCACCCGCAUGAAGAGCCGCGGCCGACUAGUCGUAACUGAUGGGAAGCCUUCCGCACCCAUCCCAGACGAUGUCACCGAAUCUGACGAUGAUGGUCUCGGUGGAUGUAGGGCACCCCCUUCCCCUCCUCUUGACGUAAAACAAGUUGCAAAGAUUACAUUGUCUUCCGCUCUUCCCCCAACACCUCCCUCCUCUCCUCCCUUUACUCCUCUCACCACUGUUCACAUGAGCUCUUUGCGACUGCAUACGCCCGUUCGGCACGUGCAUGUCGAGAAGAGAUCAAAUACAGUGGUUAAGAAGGUGUAUUUUACGUGUUGACAUUUUCUCGCUUCUUCGGCCCUUAACGUCUCACUGCAUGUUUCUUGCAGCUCUUCAUAGACAAGAUUUUC
This is a messenger RNA of Westerdykella ornata, 2725 nucleotides long. Its product is annotated as carnitine acetyl transferas-like protein. The transcript is spliced from 2 exons. Gene Ontology annotation, biological process: carnitine metabolic process. The record is from RefSeq and is a predicted model, not a curated record. Lineage: Eukaryota; Fungi; Ascomycota; Dothideomycetes; Pleosporales; Sporormiaceae. Bases 90 to 2654 code for a protein of 854 amino acids. Gene Ontology annotation, cellular component: mitochondrion. Gene Ontology annotation, molecular function: carnitine O-acetyltransferase activity.